Trichoderma aggressivum f. europaeum is the source of this 1701-nucleotide messenger RNA. RefSeq lists its product as uncharacterized. The coding region runs from base 1 to 1701 and encodes 566 amino acids. Gene Ontology annotation, biological process: peptidyl-L-cysteine S-palmitoylation; protein targeting to membrane. NCBI's taxonomy places the organism in Eukaryota, Fungi, Ascomycota, Sordariomycetes, Hypocreales, Hypocreaceae. Gene Ontology annotation, cellular component: endoplasmic reticulum palmitoyltransferase complex. The transcript is spliced from 3 exons. The record is from RefSeq and is a predicted model, not a curated record.
AUGCAAUCACGCAACAGCCGCGCACGAGAAUUCAUCACCCGCACUAACCCGUUCGAGCGCGCGCCCCUGAUUAGCCGAUACGAGGACGGCUUCAACGCCAAACCAUUCUCAGCACUUGUCCGGCUGUGCAUUUCCAACUCAGCGUUGCGCUCGACGGCCACUCUUCUCAGAGUCAACGGCACUCUCAAACUCAUCUGGGAGCAGCUUUGCGCUGGUCUCGCCGACUUCCAGGCCCGACGCGACCUCGCCAUUUCCUCGCUGCGCGGUCGUCCCAGCGGCCGUGCCGUUCCCACCAUUCCCACGGCUUCAUACGAGCUUCAGGCAAUUUCAACAGCAACCGGCCCGCCCUCCCUAGGCGCGCAGGCAAACCCUCGCUCAGGCGCCGUUCCAGCCUCACCCUCGGCCUCUCGCCAGCCUCCUCGUCCCGACGCUUCCAAGGCGACGGAACCAGCGUCGCCACAGCCCGUCUUGCAUAAGCGGAACCAACACUCGAUUUUUCGUAAUCUCACAACUUCGGCCGCAGGUCCGACUCGACUUCAACGCCUUUCCUCCGCCCGUCUGUGGAAUCCUACAAACUCAACUCCCAGAGCUCCCUCCCACAAGCGACGCCCUUCAAGUCCGAUUGAGCCUCCGGUUCCACUACAGCACCCGGCCCUCGAUCAAUCUACCGACACUGCCGACCCGAACGUCACCGGUGCUGGCGACUAUCCCCUGCUGACCCUCACCGAACACCGACAGGUGCGGCACUCUUCGUCAACACCCCUCAGCUUUCAGUUCGACCUAAACACAACGGAUAAUAAGCGCAUAAGCUUGCCUGGAUCUGUCCGGGCUUCGUAUGACGAGAGACGCUCCCAAACCCUCUCCCCAACUCGGCUUGAGUUCCAGACGAGAACCAGCGGCGAUUUCACGAGCGAAUCGCCGCCACCUACCAACAAUCCCAAAGUCGACAAGGGCAAAGGCAUCAUGCUACCCGAAAAUGAGGAACCGCAGAGGCCCUACUCCAGAGACCUGGAGCGAGGGCCUGACGUAUUGGACCACCAUCGCUUCUCCAAUGUAUCCCUUGGGGAUGGUAUAGGAUCUGCAAUCUCGUCGUCCAACUCGUCAAUCAUGGGCGAGGAGAUUCAGCCAGAUCUAGGGGAAGCGUGGGGACCGCAACACCCUUGCUUCCCUCACUUUAACCCCCAUGUACCAUCAGACUCUGCAGAAUACGCCAAGACGCGGAUAAUCCGAAUCCGCCGCGACUGGCUUCUCCAGGGUGAUCUCGCUCCAACAUUUUCUAACCUUUACCCCGAGAUCCUGGAUCCCGCUGGGAUUGCCGAGCCUGAAUUCCGGCGCAUCAUAGACAAGCUCAACAAGGAGCUGGUACCGGCGUUUGAUCCCUACAACCCCCGCAAUGUGCUUGACGCGGUCUUGGGCCUUGUUACUGGAUGGCUCUGGGACGACUUUGGUAUGACUGGCAUCAAAUCCCGAUUGAACAACUUGGAGUUGUGGAUAGAGAAGUGGAAUCGAGAAAAGGAAAAGACCACGCCAUCUGAGGAGGGCGUUCUCCCUCCAAAACUCAUUUCGCUCCGGCGCACGGGUUACAUGACUCUGGACAUACAAAUACCAGACCCGGAGAUUGCACCGGCACCGAGUAGCACCGGCGCUGCUGAGUCAAUUGCAGCUCUGCCCUUGGAGCCAGCACCGGUGCUCGUUGCAUAA